UGUUUGUCGUGGCCGCGCCUCGUGGUGCUGCUGCUUCAUUCAGAGUGUGAGGACACUGAAGCUGCUGUUAUUGAUGAGGAGGAGGAAGCAGAUGAUGAAUGGACAGGAGGCUGAUCACAACAUCGAUCAGCGAUGAUCGAUCAGAAACUGCGGCCGCGCGGUCGGCUCCUUUGAUCCUGGGGCGGAGCGGCUGCACGAGGCGACAAUCAGCGUCAUCUAUCAGUCAAUCAAUCAAUCAGUCAAUCGGUCAAUCGGUCAGCUGAUCGAUCGCACCUGACGUGAGGAAGGUGCGGGUCCGCGUGCAGGCAGUGGGAGUCUCGAGCUCGGCGGGAGACAAUCAGCUGACACGAGGACGGACUCGGAAUUCUGGGCUCGUGCUGGUUCUGGACUCGGGGUCUGGGUUCUGGAUGACGUGACGGACCAGCCGCAGGUUCGGGUUCCGGCCGGAGGUGAAGACACAGCGGAGAGGAGUCCGCAGGUGAUCCGCAGGUCGGACGUCACAGCUGACCAUUAAAACCAGUAAAACCAGUGAAACCAGUAAACCCAGUGAACCCGUGUGCAGCAGCGGUCGUGGCGUCCGUCGGCGGUCCGGCUGUUAAUGGCCACAGGUGUAAACUACUGGAGCUCGUAUGAACCUGGUUCUAAGGUGAGCGAGUGUGUGUGGGGCGGCGAGCUCGAGACGAGCAGCGAGGAGGGAGGAGGCGGGGUCACAUGGGAAACGCAAGCCAUGGAGGUCAAAGGUCAACUCAUCUCAGCCCCUGACCCCCUCACCUGUCCUGACAGGAAGCAGAGGGCGGAGCGAAUGAUGGAGCUGCAGGAGAGGAGGCGGAGCUUGCAGACGCUGCUGAGCACACGAUUGGCUGAGCUGAGACGUAUCUGUCUGCAGGAGGCGGAGCUGACAGGGAUGGUGCCCAGCGACUUCCCCCUGGAGGCGGGAGAGAAACUUCCCUGUGUCCGACGGCGAGGUGGGACGUCCCGCCCAGGAAACAGGAAGUGUAGAACAGAGCAUGAAGACUGUCAGCGCUCGAAGCCCAAGAAAACGUUAUUCAGCGCCGCUUUGAGGAAACACAGCGACUCCGAACACAACGCGAACACACAAACACACACUCAUCAUGGGAAGAGGACGGUGCAUCGAGGCUGCCACACAGACGACACAGUGAGGUCAGAGAGCAGCUCGACGUCGGACUCGACAGGACACGACAACGAUGAUGGAGUGUCUCAGUGUCGCCCCCCGCUGGUCUCUACCGGUUCACCUGUGGAGGUUUUCUACCAGAACAAAACCAGGAGGAACUCAGUGCACAACAGGGCGGAGCAUCCAGAGGUUCCUCAGACCCAUAAACCCCUCCCCCUGCCCUCCUCUCAGCCUCCGCCCCUCCCCCUCCAGCCCCCUCCUCCCCCGCCUCCUCGCUCUCAGGACAGCUCCUCUUCCUCUGGACCCAGCGACCCAGAGGGCGGGAUCAGAGGAGGUGGAGUCAAUGCGGCGCGUCGUAGCAACAGCUCCGACGGCCUUCUGGACCGAAUCACCACCCCGGAGGAGGACGGCCAGCAGGGGGCAUUAUGGGUAAAUGGUCUGCCGGGGACCAGAGGAGGAAUGAGGAGCGGUGAGACAGAUGGACGAGCGGCGAGGACGAAUAGCGCAGGAGGAGAGGGAGGGGGGAGAGGUGGAGGGGCGGGGCGAGGAAGAGGAGGAGGAGGAGGAGCAGGAGGAGGAGGAGGAGGAGGAGGAGGAGGAGGAAGGCCAGGCUACAGCGAGGUCCUGCUGGACUACGUCUGGGGAAAACAGCAGAAGAUGCAGCAGCUGCAGCGACAGCAGUCCCACAACAGUUCCAGGCAGCCAAUCACAUCGCAGCUCUACAACGGUUACCCCGCCCAGCAGCCCUCCGCAGCCCCGCCCACCUACCGAGGUCACCAUGGCGACCAGCGGCGCGUCAAAGUGACCCGGACCAAAUCCUGCGGCCCGUUCCUACCGGUGCAGCAGGGCGCCGAGGGCUACGCCGAUACCCAUAAUCCUCCUCUGUCCGCCGCCAUCCAGCCCGACCCCCACCCCCACCUCCUGCCCCCCCGGCCCCAGAAGCUGCCCCCCACCCAGGACGCCCAGCUGGAGGAGGCCACGAGGAGCCUGCACAAGGCACUGGCCCUGGAGGGUCUGAGGGACUGGUAUCUGAGAAACACGAUAGGCUCCACCCACCAGAACCAGGCCAACGGAAAGGUCAACUCCAAGGUCAAUGGAGGGGUCAAAGGUCAAGCCGGCGGGGGAGGAGCUUUGCAGCGCAGGCGCACGACUCACGGCGUCAUCCAGCAGUCCACCUAUCAGACGGAGGCGAGUCAUCACGCCGCGCCGCAUCACAAACAGGCGGCGCUGCCGCAUUCGGCCACGUUCCACGGACACCCGCUGCACGGCAGGUCUGUUGAUGGCUCGCUCUACCAUGACUUCCCUCCUCAUAAACAGGACGUUCCUCUCCGAGAGCCGACGCCAGACCAACCCUCACCCGGGACUCUGGUCUGACUAUAGGAGACACGUGGACCGAUCCCAGGCUGGUUUCCUGGAGGUGACUGAAUCAAACACACCCGCGACUGGAUUCAUCAGUGACGGCACCGGGAUUCGAACCGGCAGCUCCUCAAACCCCGCCCAAUGUUAGGAUGACGUGUAAACAGCGUCCAAACUGACAAACAGACCAUCAGAAGGGCGGGGCCUAUCAUCGGAGGGGCGGGGUUUACCGGUGUCUGUCAGCUGACCAUCCUUUGUCGUGAUAGGGAAUUAAUUUAACGAUAACGCUCCCAGUUUGUGCAAUUGCUUCUGCUUCAUGAUGUCAGAUGGCAGAACGCGACUCCCAGAGGAAUUCUGGGUAAAAAGAGGAGGAAGUGACACUUUAAUUUUUAAUUCUGCAAUGAGACUCUGCUCGGACAAUCAGGACACGUUAAAGGAGAUAUGAACUUAAAGUGAUAUGGAUGAUGAUGACGAUGAUGGUGAUGAUGAUGAUGGUGAUGAAGUUGCACUCUCUCUGAGGUCAGAUAAUCCCAUUGACUUUGUCACAACCUGAUCCGGACCAGAAACCUGGUUUGGGCUCUGAUUUGAAAAUGCAGCUACUUCCUAUAUCACCAGUAUUUAAAAUAAUUCUCUUGGAUUUAAAUAAAAUAGCGUUAGGUUUUAUUAGCUAUGAAAGAGAAGAUUCACUUGUUCUUAUUAAGUCAAUUCACAUGUUCCAUGUUUUUGUAAAGAAAUUAAAUCUACAUUCAUGCAUUUGGCGCUUUUUUCCAAAGUGACUUACAGGAGAAAACCAAAAUAAAAGAAUAAAAUACAAGAAUAGAUUAAAGACAUAAAGCAGAUAUACAAUUAAAAACAGU
This is a messenger RNA of Sphaeramia orbicularis (orbiculate cardinalfish), 3345 nucleotides long. RefSeq lists its product as uncharacterized. NCBI's taxonomy places the organism in Eukaryota, Metazoa, Chordata, Actinopteri, Kurtiformes, Apogonidae. The coding region runs from base 599 to 2506 and encodes 635 amino acids. The transcript is spliced from 11 exons. The record is from RefSeq and is a predicted model, not a curated record.